UGAUUGACAGAAGGUGGGUUCGGGAUAUAACGCACACCUGGACUCGGUACAAAAAAAAAGGCGCUGUGUGUGUGUGUGUGUGUGUGCGUGUGUGUGUGUGGGUUUUUUUUACAGCUUGUAGUGAUUUAGGGAGCAAAAAAACAGCUUUUUUAAAGAAAAAAAACCCCUUGAUAUUAGGAUGGCAAGCAUAGGACUGGCCGUGAGCGGCCCGGGCGCGGAGGAGAGGGCGGUUUUUACGCAGCUGAAGCCCGUGCGGAUGUCGAGCGCAGACGGCGGGGAGGACUCGUCCGUGUUCGAGGACGUCAAACCCACGAACCCAAUGGAGAUGGAUAAAUAUUUGCCCCAAAACGGGCCUGUGCCAUCCCCAACCCUUACAGACAAAAAGUACCGCAGGGAAAGUGCCUCCGUAGUGGACGAGUACUUUGCAGAUGAAAAGCCAGCCCCCUACAGCCUCAACAUCAACGUCAUCCUACCCAACACCACCCAUCUUCGCACAGGGCUGUACCGUCCAACCAAACCGGUGUCUCAGAUCAAAACAGAGCCUGGGGCAGAGGCGCCCUGCAACAUCCAGACACUCCCCAACUUCACGUCUGUCUUCAGUGUGCCACAGACAGUUGACAACCUGUUCAUUAAGCCCAACAUGACCACCACUGAUGAGCUCCACAUUGGCCCACAGCAGCCACAGGUAUACCAGAUGGCCAUCAGCAGCAGUAACCUCACCUCCAUGACUUUCUCCAACAGCCAGCAGGUGAACGGAGCGGGCAGGACCAUGCUUAACCUGAACGCCGUGGCCCUGACCACACCAUCGGGUGACUUUGUGAUACCAGACCAGUUCUACCCGCAAGCACAACCCCACAGCCUGCCGCCCUCGCCCCCCAACUCACAACCAGGUAGCCCUGAGAAUCAAGCCGAGCUGAUUAACACAGUUCCUCCUCCGCCUUAUCAGACCCAAAUGGGAGUAAAGGUGGCACAGAUGACCCCUCACUCUGUGCUGAUGACUCACGGACAAGGCGUUCUCACUGGCCCCAGGUACAACCGAAGGAAUAACCCCGAACUAGAGAAGAGAAGGAUUCACCACUGCGACUUCCCAGGAUGCACCAAGGUUUACACAAAAAGCUCCCAUUUGAAAGCACACCAAAGAACACAUACGGGCGAGAAGCCAUACCGCUGCACUUGGGAAGGAUGCGACUGGCGUUUUGCCCGCUCAGAUGAACUCACAAGGCACUACAGAAAGCACACGGGAGCCAAACCCUUCAAAUGUGUCGCAUGUAACCGAUGCUUCUCACGCUCGGAUCACUUGGCGCUCCACAUGAAGAGGCACCAAAACUGAGUUGUCCCCCCCCCCAUCCCUCCCCCUCCUCCCUUUUUUUUUUUUUUUUUGUAAAAAAAAACUUUUUAUAAUAUUUGUAUCAUGUAUAUGUUUCACCAUCUUCACAAAGAUCAAACAUGUUUCUCUAAAAAAAAAAAAAAAAAAAGAGCUGCCAAUUUCUGUCUGACCACCAUUUUAGCUCUAGGACUAGUAGACUGCUUCAAGGAAGACAAUGGAGUGGAAUCCACAGAAAUGAGUUUAUUAUUUGUAGAUUACAUUUGUGCAACUGUAUAUACUGUAUGUAUCUGAGUGCUCUGUGUAUAAUAUGUUGUGAAAUCUGUAGCUGAAAUCUUUUCCACUUUGGUCUGAAAGGUGUCAGUACUAUUUUAUAGCAGAAAUGGUUGUGAAAACAGGUUUUGCUUAAAAUUUGAUCAUUGUUUCUGUGGAAUUUCCCAAGUUAAUACAGCAGGAUAGGUCAUUGUUCAUUGAUGAGUCUAACCUACACUGUUUAUAUUGGGAUUUUUUUUUUUUUUUUACUUCUCUUGUAUAAGAAUCUCAACUUAUUUGCUAAGGAGUUGAGAGUACACAGUUGAGUAAUGUUUGCUUUUCUCAGACAUUCGUAUCCAUGGAAACAAACCAUUUUAUGAGUAGCUUGAGCAAGAAACGACAGCUCUACCAGAUCAAUGUGUUCUUCUCAUAGUAUAAUGUUAAAGAGAUUACGUGCAGGAUUUAAGCCAAGUAUUUAACAAUGCUAAAUAUGCCUAUAUUAAUUAUUGACCAACCUGUGUCAUUUGUCCCAUAUCAAAGCCCCGGUUAUCAUGUCACAGUGUAUGUGCCAAAUUAUUAAGAAAAAAAGAUAAGAUUGUACAAACAAACGACAAGUGGUUUGCGUAUGUGAAAUGAAAUUCCUUGGAACAUUUUAUCAACUGUUGUGAAGUGACAUCACAUUUAACUCUGGUCAAUACCGGAAGAACAAAUCUCAUCUGUACACUCGACGAGAGUGCCUCGAACACCAUUGCUCAUCUUUAUUAUCCCUGCUUUUAAGCACUUCCUCCUCAAGCUUUCCGUGUGCCCGUGUACAUUUCCUUUACGUACGGCACGGAGGGAACUCUGAUGCACCAUGACUUACUGUACAUAAUGUAGUUAAACUCAAAGUAGCUUGUAAAUAUUUGUUCUCUCUUAAGCUGAUUCUCUUUUUAUCAUGAACAAACGGGAGUUGUUUUGAACAGGUAUGAGUUGGUCCGUUGUGAUAGCACAGAUGGACACGAAUCAUUUUGUAUUUUGUUGUUUGAAUAUGGAAAUUCUUGAAAAUAAAAACACAAAUCAAACAUUGUAAUCUGAA
This is a messenger RNA of Pangasianodon hypophthalmus (striped catfish), 2651 nucleotides long. It is a transcript of the gene klf5l, whose product is annotated as Kruppel-like factor 5 like. The record is from RefSeq and is a predicted model, not a curated record. Lineage: Eukaryota; Metazoa; Chordata; Actinopteri; Siluriformes; Pangasiidae. The coding region runs from base 179 to 1330 and encodes 383 amino acids. The transcript is spliced from 4 exons. Gene Ontology annotation, biological process: regulation of transcription by RNA polymerase II. Gene Ontology annotation, molecular function: RNA polymerase II cis-regulatory region sequence-specific DNA binding; DNA-binding transcription factor activity, RNA polymerase II-specific.